AUGCCAUAUUCUUCAACUUCAUCCAUCCGCAACAACUUUAAGUAUGAUGUGUUUUUGAGUUUUAGGGGCGAAGACACUCGUUCGAGCUUUGUGGAUAAUCAUUAUUACACUCUUCAGCAGAAAAACAUUCACACAUACAAGGACGAUGAGGGAAUCAAGAAAGGGAAAAGGAUCAGUGAUGAGCUCAUCAGAUCGAUUGAAGAGUCCAAAUUUUACAUCAUUAUUUUCUCCAAGAACUAUGCCUCUUCUUCUUGGUGCUUAGAUGAGCUUAUGAAGAUAAUGAAAUGUCACCAGACUACAGAGCAUACUGCUUACCCUAUCUUCUAUGAUGUUGAGCCAUCUGAAGUCCGCAGACACAGUAGGACAGUUGAAGAAGCCUUUUCCAAGCACAAAAUGGAAGAGGCUUCUGGGAAAUGGAGGGAGGCACUUAAAGAAGCAGCUGAUCUUGCUGGGUGGGAGUUAAAGAACACUACUGAUGGGUAA
This is a messenger RNA of Lactuca sativa (garden lettuce), 483 nucleotides long. Lineage: Eukaryota; Viridiplantae; Streptophyta; Magnoliopsida; Asterales; Asteraceae. The record is from RefSeq and is a predicted model, not a curated record.